UUGUUCAAUUGAAGAUUAUUCUGCUUUCAGUUUUAUUGUUUUUCGAAAACAGUUAAUGUAAUUAGUAGGAAUAUCAAUCGUAAUUAUUACGUCUAUUUUCAAAUUUGUAUCAUCGGGGAUACAGGGGAAAAGCUGUCAAUCUAAAUGUAUUUAAAGAAAAAAAAGAAAAUACGGCAAAUACAUUUUCUAUAGCAAAACCGUAAUUUUCCAUCGUUAUUAACGUUUAAAGGGUUAUUAAAUUUUCAUUAACUCGUGUAGUGUGUACGUUCAUUGAGACAACCGGUGAGAGGUUAAUGAAAGCUCUACCAAUCUCGACGCCACCUUGCAUGAUAGGAUGUAAAUUCCAUCUGUCUUGAGAAUUAUUGAAUUCUGUUACAGUAUUUAAUCUGUUAUAUUAUAAUGCUAUAAAACGUUUAAGAAAGAAUAAAAAUUUUUUUAAUUUUGAAAUGUGAAAUGUAAAGGAAGGUAAUGUGAACAAGGCUUGUGUCGAUGUGAAACUUGAAGCGUCCAAUAGACGGUCGCAAGUUGACCAGUGGCGGCAGCGGGCCGAUUCCCGCGCGGCGCACGUCGCAUCACGGAACUGCUCGAGCUGAACGUGUUAAAUGGCUGUGCGUCGGCCAUGAUGGCUUUGAGCAGGGACCGUGUCACGCAAACAUGUUUUCAAAGUGAUAUAUCUCGUUUGGUGACUGAGUGACCGUGUUCCAGCGCGAUGGCCGGAGAACGAUGAGGCCCUGAGCGCUCUCUGUGCCGGGUAUUACGGCCGCAGGGCCCCCAGCCAGGCCCAGUCAGGUUCACGUUCCCCAAGUCCGAGGCCCGAGCCGACCCGACUGGCCUCACGGUUCGACACCAGCCAACUCGGUUGUCAACACGCGAGCCAGCCGCCUCAGGAUGAGCAAGCUGUCGUUCAGGGCCCGCGCCCUGGACGCUUCCAAGCCCAUGCCGAUUUACAUGGCCGAAGAAUUGCCGGAUCUGCCAGAUUAUUCGGCCAUUAAUCGUGCUGUGCCCCAAAUGCCCAGCGGCAUGGAAAAGGAGGAGGAAUGUGAACAUCACUUGCAAAGAGCAAUAUGCACAGGUCCUAAUCAUUCCUACCCAGGUACUGAUUUGACAGAUGUAGAAGCUUAUGAUAAGAUCUAUCCAGCUGUUAAGCUGCCUCGUCAGCUUAUACAUAUGCACCCUUUUGCAAUGGAGCAAGAUAUUCCAGAUUAUGAUAUGGAUUCAGAGGAUGAAAAAUGGGUUGCAGUACAAAGUCGUAAGAUGGACUUAACUCCUCUUCAAUUUGAAGAAAUGAUGGAUCGUUUGGAGAAAAGUUCAGGGCAAACUGUAGUCACUCUAAAUGAAGCUAAAGCUCUUCUAAAGGAGGAUGACGAUUUAAUUAUUGCCGUUUUUGAUUACUGGUUGAAUAAACGUCUUAAAACACAACACCCCCUUUUAUUAUCAGUAAAAACAGAGCAUCGGUUUGGUUCGGCUGCCAAUAAUCCUUAUUUAGCAUUUAGACGUAGAACCGAAAAAAUGCAAACACGUAAAAAUCGUAAAAAUGAUGAAACUAGUUACGAAAAAAUGCUGAAGCUCCGUAGAGAUCUUAGUAGAGCAGUUACUCUUCUUGAAAUGGUUAAAAGAAGAGAGAAAACCAAACGAGAACAUUUACAUCUUACAAUCGAAGUUUAUGAAAAAAGAUAUCAGGCACAGGACUUCAAUGGACAAAUAUUAGCAGAAGUAUCAGCGUUGAAGACACCGAGGCCAGCUUUCUUGCUCACUAUUACAAAUCAAUUUGGUGUUCAUCAAUUGGGCGAAUAAAUUUGUAGUAAAGACGAAGUCGUACCCAGGAAGAAAAAAGGACUAAAGAAACGGAAACAUAAAACUGCCAAGUAGAGGGGGGAAAGUUUGGACGUAGCCGGAGUACGUGGUGGAACAGGUAGCGGUGGUGGUCGGGGAAGUCGGCCUGGUGUUCUUGGAGGCGGGCUGGACCCGCUAAUGAGCUCAGACGAAGAUAGUCCCAUUCCAUCUCACUCGCAUUCUCAGCCGGUCCCCUCGGAUCGCGACGACGAAGACACCGCUGAUGAGGGUCAAUUUGCUUUCCGACGGAUAAGAAAUAGCACUUAUUUACCACCUGUAUCAGGUGGAUUUGGAAAUUGGCCUUGGUGUGAUAAAAGCGAAGGGGGCUUGGCCGAUAAGAAGUAUAGGUUUGCGCUGACCAGCAUUAGCAAACCAGUACCACGGUGUAUUGGUUUUGCACGACGGCGAGUUGGUCGGGGUGGCAGAGUAAUAUUGGACCGUGUGCGACCGACUAUGGAUGAAAUGUGGUCUCUUCUUUAGACCUUCACGAUACAUCAACCGAAACGAGAACCAGUGGAUUCUGACAUACCUACCGCAUCGACUCCAGUUAAAAAAGAAUUGUAUUUUCAAUAAUUAUACGUUCAUUUCCGACCAAAGACUCCGCCUGUGUCCGUGUAUAGUCCAAGCGAAGAAAGUAGCGAUACGGACUCGGUAGAGCAAACGUCGUCUCAACCGAAACCGCUUCCGUACCCGUUCCCACCAGAGGCAACGUCUAUCUGCGUGGAAGUAGAACCUGAACGGUCAGGAGAGGAGCCACCUUUCACGUCGGAAUUCAAUAUCGCAGAUUAUUUUUCGGUGGACACUUUGUCGGACUUCGACCUUGCUGUGGCGAGUAUCACCGGUAGUGCGUGCGUUCGUGACUGUCAGACAAUAACUCUAGCGAUUUCGCGGACAGACGAGCUGGGCAGUUCACAUUUCGUUGUGGACUACUCUACCUAGCAGUCUUUUGCACAGCCCGCGACACAACAGAGUCGGCCUCAGUGCAGUGGUAGUGGUUCUAGUUGUGUAAAUACUUCUACGAGUUCUACAAUCCCAUCCGUCUUUCGUGUACGACCUAAUCAACCGACUACUUCAAGUACGGUAUCUACGCACUGUACAAGUACUGCUACCGAGACACAGUCGAAUCAAUCUAAGCAACAACACAGACAAUUUCCAAACAAUAGCAGUUCCGCCUCCAUUCUAUCUAAGUCCCUGACUAGUCCAACAAAUAAUAGGAAGUGGCGGGUAACUGCCGGCAGUGGUAGUGCUGGAGUCCGAGUGUUCAGUGCGAGUACCACAGCUAGUGGAACGAUAACGAACUUCGGUAAUGGGCCAAAUGGUCCAUUGCCACAUAUAAACAACUCUAAUAAUCUUUCAAAUAGCACUCAUGUCGUGAAUAAUCAGUCAACGAUAGUUCUGCCGCAAAAACAUCCGCCGUCCAAUCUGCUACCUGGCUUGAUCGCGCAGAGCAAAUUGGCGAGUCUUGCAAGGCAGCAACAACAGACGCAAAGUCAGACGCAACAAAUCCCAACGUCCGGGGAAAUUACGCUUAAUAGUAAUAGUGAAAAUUUGGAUAUGGAGGUGGAUGGAGUGGAAAGUGCAGCAUGCGACGGUAAGCCGCAGCAGCAGCAACUUGUUCGAGCAAAAACACAAUCAUUAGCAAUGGAAGUGACAUGAUGCCUGCUAUCGGCACCCCUGUUGCCGCCAAUACGUCACUGGGGGCUUCGUUAAUUUUACCUUGCCUAUGUCUGUCUGACUUCGGAGACUGGACAAGUACUACGUGCUUGUUGAUACAAAAUAUUUAAAAAAAAAAAAGCGGUACGGCUAGAUUCGAUUGCAGAAAUGCUCUGAUCAGUUGCCUGUGGUGGCGAUGACGACGGAUUAGUGUCGAUUCCAUUGCAAGUAUCAAGUUAUCUUGAUUACACGAAGAUUGUGCUUUAUUUAUUUUUCUAAGAUUGUUGUUUCCUUGCUCAUUGAACAACCACUUCACUUUCUUUGUACAUUAUUAAAUUGAUACUAGCUUUUGGCUAACGUUAUUACACUUUUCUUGAUAAAAUUAAUUCUUAAAAGGAUGUAAUAAGUAAUAUUGAAAUGAUAACGUGGGAUAUUAUCUAUUAGCUAAAAAGAAGAAAAAAAAAAUUAAAAGGAUAAAAUUUUGUUCAGCGCAAGGGAACUUUAUACUUGACAAAAUUAUCAUUGAUUCUAAUAUACUGAAAACUCGGCAGAACUCCUUUGUCAUUUUUUACUCAUAUGUAAGUAAUAAUACUUGAACAUCUAUAGUGCAAUUAUUAUCUUCAUAACGCAAGCUUCCUCAAACACAGCGUUGAUUAUUUUAUUGCGAAUUACAGUCUUUUCUAAAAUUUGGAGUUUAUCAAAACACAAUAUUUCUGGCUGUACAUUCACGAUUGUAAAGUUGAUUUAAAAGAUAUAUGCUAAGUAUAAUUGCUUUCUAUGAAAAAUGUACAUAAGCGUCUUAUAAAUAUUUUAAUAAUUAUAUUGUGUUGCCUAUUUCAGUGACCUCAGAGUAGAAUAUUUGAUUAUUUCAUAAUGUAUAUAAAUUUCAGUUGAAUUGUAAUAACAUGUU
Messenger RNA from Osmia bicornis bicornis, 4396 nucleotides. It is a transcript of the gene E(Pc), whose product is annotated as enhancer of polycomb homolog 1. Lineage: Eukaryota; Metazoa; Arthropoda; Insecta; Hymenoptera; Megachilidae. Gene Ontology annotation, biological process: regulation of transcription by RNA polymerase II. The record is from RefSeq and is a predicted model, not a curated record. Gene Ontology annotation, cellular component: piccolo histone acetyltransferase complex.